This is a messenger RNA of Oreochromis aureus, 3106 nucleotides long. RefSeq lists its product as uncharacterized. NCBI's taxonomy places the organism in Eukaryota, Metazoa, Chordata, Actinopteri, Cichliformes, Cichlidae. The transcript is spliced from 3 exons. Bases 101 to 748 code for a protein of 215 amino acids. The record is from RefSeq and is a predicted model, not a curated record.
CCACCCACAGGUUCAGGUACUGCAAGCUGGUUUAAUUUCACUGGAAGUCUCUUUCUGCUUCAGUCUGAACUGCUCUGUGGCCUUCAUCCUCCUGUUAAACAUGGCUUAUUUUAAAAACAUUCUGUUUUUGUUUCUAAUUUCUGAGUUAACAGCUCUUCAGCAGGAUCUUCAGGUGAGAGUUGCAGAUGACGUCACUCUCCAGUGUCAGAUUUCCACAGAUGAAAUAAUCUCAGUGCUGAAGUGGAGCAGAGCUGACCUGAACACAGACGGCUACGUCUACUUCUACAGGAACAAACGCUCCUAUGAAAACUACCAACAUCCAUCUUUUCAUGGCCGAGUGAAGCUGAGGGACCCGGAGAUGAAGGACGGAGACGUUUCUCUGAUCCUGAAGAACGUUACGUUUAAUGACACUGGGAUUUAUGAGUGUCACGUAGCUGUGAGGAACCCUGGGAGAAGUAAAAGAGUUCACACUGAGAUCAGUCACUUCAUCAACCUCACAGUUACAGCUGAAACACAUGAAAGUGUGUUGGAGAAACAAGUGAUGGAAAAAGGAGAUGGAGAUGGAAACAUGCAUGAUGCUGAAAGGGUCGGAGCUCCGACUCAGCAGGCCAUUAUUCCUGUUGUUGUUGUUGUUGUUGUUGCUGCUGUUGUUGUUGUUGCCGUUGGUUUUGUGAUACACCGACGAACUUGUCAACAUAGGAAGGAACGUCCAGUCAAGCUUCCUACUGAGGAUUCAGGUGAAGUGUAAUGAAGCUACUACAGAAAUGCAUAAGCUCUGUUGAUGAAAACUAAAGCACUGACAUGUUACAGCAUGAACACAUUUGAUUACGUUUAUUUUUAUACAACUUUUAACAAAUUAUUAGAUCAUCAUGAUAAACCGAGAAAGACCACCCAGCAUCACAAACUGCUUUAAUACGGGCUCUUCAGUGAGUUCUUGACUAAUAUAAUAUAUAUAAUAUAAUUUUGAAUAAAGAACUUGCUCAUGCUGGUGGAGAAAGCCACCAGUCUGUUUCUGGUGGACAGAAGCAUAAAAUAAAUGAUUUUGUAUUCACCAUGACUAAAUUCUAAUACGUUUGUUAAGCUGUGUACAAAUACAGGAAUAGGACCACAGUCACUGAAUGCACGUCCAGAACACUCACAUUUAAUACUGGGAAUGACCGUAAAUGCAUUCACACACUGCAGGCCACCAUCUCCAGUCUACUUCACUUUUAGUCUUUUUUUGGUUUGAGUGAAAUGAUUUUUUAUCAAUGUUUUUCUUAUUCUUCCCUUCUGUUUGUGUUUUUUUGGAUUCACAAAAUUUUGAGGAAAAACCCAGAUGGCAAAAGUUUGUUGAAAAACUUACAGAUGACCAGAAUUAAGUGCAGCCCUGACCUUUAGUUAAAAAGGUUUAGCUUGGAUUCAUGGUUGUCACACACAGACUGCCCACCACAGAGUCCAGACCUUUAUUCUUAAAUGAGAAUCUGUGGGAGAAUACACUUUUAAUGCAACUGCAGAUUGAAAUAAAUGUUUUGCUUUACAUUUACUCAGUUAAACAAUCACCACAGAAAAUGUUUGCCUUCGUCAAAGCUAAAGGCAGUCUAGUAAAAUGUUAGCAUGUGCCUUUCUUUGGCUGUGUAGUAUUGAUACUGAUUAUAGUGAUCGGUUCAAGGUUUUAUUUCUUACAACAUGUCUUUUAAAGGCUGUUCAAAUUUAGCUGCUGUAACACUGAGAUGUCUCAAAGCUUGAGGACAAAGGCAUGAAAAACUGCACUUUUAAUUAACACCGAUCAACUUAAAUAAGCAAUCAAAGACAUAUAUUGUGCACUGGCUAAAAUAACUUAUGAAACUAAUAGCGAAUAUCUCUGAUCUGGUUCAAUAAAUGACUUUAAAAUGAGAACUUUCUGGAUGUGCUUAUGGCAGCGUCACAGAAGUGCAAACCAGGAAGUUAAACGCUUUUUUGCAUCAACAUUCCUAUUCCUUUGUCAUGCUGAAGGGUGUUAGAAACUGCAGGUUGCUUCCUUUAAAGGUAGUAAUUUAUGCCAUCGUCCAAGGACUCACUCAUGCUCUGUGGCCAAUGAUGCAGUUAUUUCAGUCUAAAAAACACAGCCUACUCACUUUUCCUCAGUCGUUGAUCCUGUUCCUGUCACUCACACUUCUCCAUCGGAGCAGCUCUCUCAGUUUCUGCUUUGAUCCGUGCUGAUGCUGCCGAGCCAAGUUUUCCAGCUGUCUUUACAGUCGACGCACCAUCUUCAGUACAAAUGUCCGCACCCAUCUCAGGCCGGAUCUCCUAUUUGGUCGUUACUUAUGACCCUGUGUAUAAAUCAGGAAGUAACAGCCCUUGAAGUUUCCAAAUGUGUAACAACACAAACUACCAACAAAGGAAUAAAUAAGUCCUACAACAUGCAGUGAAACACGGGGGCGGCUCCAAAGUGUGUCUGUGGUUUCUGUCUGUGCUGCUGCACCUUGACUCAUUCUCAGUUUUGUUUCUUUUAAGUUUUAUUGUGUCUUACAAACUAAAUGUGAGAAUGUCACGCGUGAAUAAAUAGAACAAAUACACAAAUCCGACCUUUAUAUGAUUCAGAGACAGACUUAUCUAACUGUGUAAAGGGAUUUUUUUUUAACCUAUGAAUUUAACUAUACGGUAAAAUUUGUUAUUUCACUUUGACAUUUUACAGUAAAACCCAUGAACCAGGUCAGACUUCAAUCUCUGAAUUUAAGUCAUUCAUUGACUUUGUUCAGUGAAGUUUCCCAGAGAACCCAUAGAAACUAAUUUAUUUCAAUAUACCUAUUUAAUAUACUUAUUUACUGGGUACUUGUGAGCGACAGAGGUGUGAUUUCCUUUGAACUUUGAACUUUCCUUUAAAUCAUUGUCAUCUCUCAGUCUCUACCAUGCUGUCAUGGAUGGCUUCUCUCAACGUGCUCUUGUCAUUUUGUUUGAUUUCUGCAUCUACCGGUGAGUUAAACCCAGAACUGAAAAUAAAUGGAUUAUUACAAAUUGUAAGUAAUGUUGAAUCUGUAUCAUUCUGAGUAAUUUCUUUAAAACGUGUUGAAAGAUCAUUUCAGGUUUUUUUUUUUUUUUGAGCAGCAAAUGUUGCAGUCAAAUUGUGCAAAAUAUAACAUUUCCUGUC